This is a messenger RNA of Pollicipes pollicipes, 1291 nucleotides long. RefSeq lists its product as uncharacterized. The record is from RefSeq and is a predicted model, not a curated record. The transcript has 2 exons. NCBI's taxonomy places the organism in Eukaryota, Metazoa, Arthropoda, Thecostraca, Pollicipedomorpha, Pollicipedidae. Bases 178 to 498 code for a protein of 106 amino acids.
AGUACACUUCGCGCGGUUCUGACAGAAUAGUUGCCCCGUCCCUGCACAACAACACGUCGCGGUUUGUCAGUGCGCAGAACGGCCGUCAAAUACCAGGCAACACCUGUCACAGCUGCGGCCCGGUUGCCGUCAUUGCAUAAAGCCAAGCCGACGGCGCGGCGCGAGCAGAGUUCAGCCAUGUUCCGCGACACGACCGCGGCACUGGCAGCAUGGGUGAUGGUGCUUCUGAUGGUGACGACGAACGUCGCCUCGGGCGCGUCCACAACUGACGUCAUCUGCCACUACGACGACAUCGGUCCUACGGUGCGGUGCCGCCCUGUGCCUGACGCCUGCCACAGUCAUUCAGAGUGCGGCCCCAGCUACGGCUGCUGCUAUUACGUGUGCAACAAGUCAUGCCGCCCCACCUGUUCGGCCCAGUGUGAAGCGGGCACACGCUGCACACUGGACGCGGGCGGCACCACAGCCUCCUGUCAACCGUUCGUUCCGAUCUAUCGCUGAAUCGUAUGGCGUUAAAGCUGAACUUAAACGGUGCAUGUCACGGCUGCUGUCGUUAUGCGGUCGCGAUGGGGAUCUGAUCGGAGGUUAGACGGAACAUAUUGCUGACCUGCCUCCGUGUCCACCAGUGAGAGGCUGCAAGUAUAUGCAACGCGUGUGUAGAAUGUAGCUGCACAACAAGAGUGAAUAAUAUGGGCUUAAUUUGAUUUUCACAGUGGGUUAAUGCACUGACAUUUUCUAAGAUUUCUAGUGACCGUGUGUGUUUUUAAUAUAUACCUUAUUAUCCGACAAGGAAAGGGUUUACAUGACAUUUCAUCAACGAUCAAGACCGAAGCUGCGUGUAUCCAACUAAGAAUGAGUUAUGAUGUGAGACUCGACUACAUUUUUUGGCCACGCCUUCAAUACUCCCACAUUAUAGGACAGCAUCCUACAGCAUAGCCACCCACGAGGAUCGUUUGAGGGCGUUUUACGCGGGCUGCGCCAUUUUGACUUACGUUAGUACUAUGAAGAACAAUGCGGGCUUUGGGGAUCAUUUGAUUUAAGCAUCAUUCAUCGUCGAUCAUGUUUGAGUUUGUUAGCUGUUUUAGUACGGCAUAGCUAAGAAGAGGGACGCAGAUGAACAGGGCGAAGCCAAAAUGUGGGAAUUUGUUUUGUCGUAUGUGCGUCAGACAUGCCAACGAAUGGUUUCAAAAGCUUCGAAAAGUUUCGGAAAGAAUAGAUCUGACAUACGUGUCCAUAGAAAAAACCGAAUCUUGAUUGUAGACAGCCAAACGCUAUGUUAGCAGAAAAUUCGUCU